GUGGAAUAUGAAGGUUCCUCUUUGGUAUCGUAUUUGUAGAAAUUUCUGGCUGCCAUUGGGAAUAUUUUUCUUUUUAUGGUUUUUUAUUUCUCCCAUACUUCUAAAAAAACUGGAUAGUUCGAGCCUCUAUGUUGAGCGACUCGAAGAAGAGAAGAGUUCUCAAACAACCGUGGUAGAUACUGCAGACUUUCCAACUGAAAUAUAUUUUCGAGAAAGAAAAAACAGCACAUCAUUGACAAGUGAGACUACAUCCCAAUCAAGACUGCGGAAAGAAAAAGCCAGUUACUGGGUAAAUGACGAAAAAAUCGAAGUUUUCUUGUUUGUUGCUGUAGCAUCAGCCCCAGAAUGUGAGAAAAGACGUUCAACUAUUAGAGCAACAUGGGCGCAAUAUUUUCAGAAUGCGCAAGUUCCCAUAGAAACUCAAAACCUUAAAGACGGAAAUGUGAGACAGAAUGUGACAUCGUUAAUACACGAUAUCAAAAAGAGACCAAUAUGGCAUAUGCUUUUCUUUAUUGGCCGUUCUUCCAGUCCAAAGGUGCAGGAGCGAGUGGAAGAAGAGGCCAAAGUAUUUGGAGAUGUCAUUCUUCUACCAUAUCAAGAAGGCUAUUAUAACUUAACUUUGAAAACUUUGGCCAUGUUUCAGUGGGCUUCACAACAUGUCAACUCUUCUUUUGUAUUUAAAGCUGACGAUGACGUUUAUCUUCAUAUUCCUCGGUUAAUUGAGUGGUUAGAGGAGUGUCCAAAAGCUGAGUUCUAUAGUGGUCAUGGUAGUUAUGACAAGAAGCCUAUUCGAGAACCCAUCACUCAUAAAUGGUAUAUAAGUGAAGAAGAAUAUCCCUAUUCUUUCUUUCCAGAUUACUGCAAUGGUAAUGGAUAUGUAAUGAGUAUGGAUUUGGUACAUAGAGUUGCUUCUUGUUUUCCUCGAGAUUGGAGUUGUUCUUGGAUAACGGAGAAAAUGCAGGAUGUGCAAGAUGCUUCAUUUCGAAAAGAGGCUUACAAGCGUUGCAGACAAUCAUUAGCCAACGACUGUGGUUUGUAUAUCAAAUUUGAAGAUGUAACUAUAGGUUCCAUUUUGCUAAAUUAUAACGAAGCCCAAGCAUUCUACAAUGAAACGAUGACUCGAGCAAGCACGAAACAACAAAGUUCCAUUGCAAACAAACCAAAUUCUUCAUCGCCUAUGAAUAGGUUACGUUGUCGACAUGAACCUCGGAUCAUUAAUGAGCCCGAGGCAGUGCGUCAAUGGGGCGGACUUGUAAAACGUUCUCGUUGCCGAGAAGACUUCAUUAUGAUUCAUAGAGUAAGACCUGCACAAAUGUGGCGUUAUUUUUAUACAGGAUUGGAAGCCAAAAUGUGCGACGAACCUGAAUUUUAUCCAGAUCCAGUAAGCCACUUAAAACAAAAAUAAUAAAGAAGUAUAAGCAAUAUAUCAUGAUUCA
Molecule: messenger RNA, 1436 nt
Organism: Galdieria sulphuraria
Lineage: Eukaryota; Rhodophyta; Bangiophyceae; Galdieriales; Galdieriaceae
Product: beta-1,3-N-acetylglucosaminyltransferase 5
Exons: 4
Coding region: 8-1405 (465 amino acids)
Cellular component (GO): membrane
Molecular function (GO): hexosyltransferase activity
Source: RefSeq, a predicted model, not a curated record